AAAUCAACAAAAUGUUUGAGGCCUUUUACCAGUGUUAACAGUUUUACAGAUUUUAUUUUUGGGUUAAUAGUGGACAGUAAAUAGAGUUAUAAUAUGACCAAUUCACCAUUGAUUCGGAUUAAUAUAUAUUCUCUUCUUUUCCUAUUGAUACAAAUUGAGCCUCACUUGUGUUUCAUUGGUUUUGCUGGACCAGCAUGUACAGUUACCUCACUGAUUCCUGGUACACCAAGUGCUACAACAUCAUCUAUGAUGGGAACUUGUUAUUCAUCAAUUUCAUGUCGAACCCUCGGUGGUGUUGCUAUCGGAAAAUGUGGUGUCUCUAAUGUUUGCUGUGUUUUUCCACGAACCUGUGAUGCUGUUUCUGCCAUGAACAGUACCUAUUUCACUAACCCAGCAUAUCCAUCGCCUUAUAAUGGGACUACAUCAUGUACUUUAACCGUGAAUAGAGCAGCAUCACUCUUCAAGAUUUGUCAAUUGCGUUUGGAUUUUGUUGAUUUUGAAAUUAAUCGUCCUGUCAUGGGAAAUUGUGAUGUGGAUAGAUUCGUAGUUUCAGGACAGAAUUCAAACUCAUUUGUACCUCCAAUAUGUGGCCGUAACUCUGGGACUCACAUGUACAUGGAUGUUGAUGGUGCUCAAGGUCCAUUCAUUUUCAGAGUCAUCACCAAUGGUCCUGGUUAUAGAAGAUGGAAUAUUCAAAUUACUCAAAUCGAAUGUACAAAUCCUUCCAAAGCUCCGUCCAAUUGCUUACAAUACUACACAGGUCCAUCCGGCGCCUUCUCCAGUUUCAAUUAUGAAACCUCACAAUUUCAAGAUUUUUCAAGUACAAACCCAUCUUCAGGACAAUCUCAAGGAAUUCUUGAUGCAACAUAUCUAAAUGGACUGGAUUAUGCCAUUUGUUUCAGGAAAGAGAAUGGUUUUUGUACCCAAUCGUACAGUGUCAAUAGUACAUUCACACCUUUUGAGAUCGUUAAUAUUGGUCCAAAUAAUUCACCAACAUUUGAUCAAUCUGUUGCUGGAGCUGGACUGAUACGUUGUGCGUAUGAUUACAUUCAAUUGAAUGGAGUAAGAUUUUGUGGAAGUCGACUCAAUCUUUUGGGAAUCAAUCAGAAUGCAAAUCAAGAUGCUCCAGUCGUCGAUACUGGUACAGGACCAUUCAUUGCUCGUUUUGUCAGUGACGCACGGAAUGUUGGUAGAGGUUUCAGGCUGUCGUUUCAACAGAAUCCAUGUGGUCCAAUGAGCAUUCAAAGAGGAGGUUAAUUUGAUAUCUUAACCAUUUCAAUUAAUCACAAAUACAUUUAACAUGUUCUUGUUGAGAUGCUCAAAAUUUUCAAACACGCCAUUUUGAACUGUUUCAAAAUAAAUACUUGUUAUAAUCCUUUUCAAAUUCAUCAAAUAGAUCACAUCAACGGUUGUACUUUCAUCGGGUCCAAGCUUGAAAGCAAAACAUCAUUUGAAACUGAAAGCUGGAUUCAUUCUGGUAUCAUUGAACGACCAUGGUGGGGUUAUUGACCAUUUCAAACCAUAAAAAUGUGAAAUGUUAACAUUGAAACCUUGAUAAAUUGAUUUGGGAUUCAUCAGUAUUCAUUUAAUUAAAAUAUUUAUGACACUAUCGUAUGAAAAACAAAUGUUCCAACGACACAUAUCCAUGUCAUGAUCUGAUCUGAUAACACAAAAAAUGAAGCACGAUAAAUAUUUAACAGUAAUAAUGUAAAAUCUGUUUUUCCUGACAUUGUUUUAUUCAAUCAAUUAAAUGACUUCUGUUUACAUAGUGAUGAGGUAUCACAUUACUGACAAUAUCUUGGAAAAGGAUAAA
Molecule: messenger RNA, 1813 nt
Organism: Tetranychus urticae (two-spotted spider mite)
Lineage: Eukaryota; Metazoa; Arthropoda; Arachnida; Trombidiformes; Tetranychidae
Source: RefSeq, a predicted model, not a curated record